AUGCGAAGGACUCUGGGGACAUCUGCGUCGUUCUGGGGUCCUGGCUCUAUCACUCCCGUUCCAUUUAUAUCUACCCCGCUUACACAACGCGUAUUUAAGGGGCGUUCGGGUGCUGCUGUAGAUACCCCAAAUCACCGAGGGACCCCAGUCCUACAACGAUCCUCCAACCCCAAUCCCACCAACGGGACCCCAGCCAGUUGUGGACCCCAGCCACACCAUAGAACCCCAACCUCCUUCGUGGGACCCCAACCCCAUCAACGAUCCCCAAACCCCCUACGGAACUCCAACCUCACAACGGUCACCCUAACAUCGCGGGACCCAACCUCACCACGGACCCCACCCCCACCAAGGGACCCCAACCCACCAAGGGACCCCACCCCCACCAAGGGACCCCCCCCACCCCCCAACUCCACCAAGGGACCCCAACCCCACCGUGGAUCACAACCCCAUGAUAGGACACCAACCCCACGGGUCCCCAACCCCAUUAUAGGACCCCAACCCACAACGACCUCCCAAACCCCAACCCCAUCAUAG
This is a messenger RNA of Penaeus vannamei (Pacific white shrimp), 534 nucleotides long. NCBI's taxonomy places the organism in Eukaryota, Metazoa, Arthropoda, Malacostraca, Decapoda, Penaeidae. The record is from RefSeq and is a predicted model, not a curated record.